GCCCCCACCAACCCUGUUCUGUGCAGCCAGCCUUGUCCUUGCAGUCACCGAAUUCGCUCCUGCCCCCACGCCAAGUUGCAUGCCCGUGUAGGAGUCGAGAACGCGCGUGAGGCGGCGGCAGGCGGUGUGUCCCGGCGGCGACGAUGGAGCACAGCAGCAGCAGCAGCCUGUUCGCGUCGGUGGUAGGCGUGGGCGUGGGCGUGGGCCUCGGCCUCGGCCUGGUGUCGGCGCGGCUCGCGUUGUCGACUCCGGGCGGCGGCUCCGGUGGCGGCGCCUCAGCUAAGGAGGUGGAGGCGGAGCUCCGGCGGCUGGUCGUCGACGGGCGCGAGACCGGCGUGACCUUUUCCAACUUCCCCUACUACUUCAGUGAGCAAACGCGUCUGGCGCUGACGAGCGCGGCGUACCCCUACCUGAGUCAGACUGUCCUGCCAAAGCACAUCCAGGUCUUCUCCGACACGAGUCGCACGAUAUUGCUCUGCGGCCCAUCAGAGACGUGCCUGCAGUCGCUCGCGAAGGCUGUCGCGCACGAGUUCAAUGCCCGCCUGCUGGCACUCGAUAUCUUCGAGCUCUCGCGUCAGAUCCAGCACAAGUACGGCAGCCCGAGCAAUGCACAGGUUGAGGUUCCUAAAGGAUCCACAACCGAGUCAACCUUGGAUAGAGUGUAUGGUUUUGUUGAAUCUUUCAACAUAUUGCGCAAGAAGGCUGAACCAACAGGAUCAUCGGAUCAUGAAAAGGGCAUUCUGGAUUUAAGGACUAGCUAUUGUCGUUAUAAGAACAUACAGUCACUUGGGGUACCUGGUGCGAAGGACAAUGACUCAGAAUUUAUGGAAGAUGAUGAUUUAGUUAGACGAAGCUGGGGUUUAGAUGAGAAAAUUCUCAUACAGGCCCUAUACAAGAUCAUAGUUUCCGUUUCUGAAUGCAGUCCAGUUAUUCUUUAUAUAAGGGAUGUUAAUCUAUUCCUUGAUAGUUCGGAGAGAGCAUAUUCUAUGUUCCAGAAAAUGUUGAACAAACUAUCUGGACGAGUGUUGAUAAUCGGUUCAUACUUCCUUAAUGCUGAUCAAGAUAGUGAUGAUGUUGAUGAGGAUGUGAGUGAUCUAUUCCCGUACAUUCUGGAGACUAAGCCUCCCAAAGAAGAGGAUCAUCUUGAGAAAUGGAAAACCCAAAUGGAAAGUGAUAUGGCAAAAAUCCAGAGUGAAAUGUUUAUAAACUACGUUACAGAGAUUCUCUCAGCAAACAAUCUGGAGUGUGGUGAUUUCAGUUCUGUCUCUCCAGAUGAUUAUGUAGCUAUUACAAAUUACAUAAAUGAAAUUAUGGCCCCAGCAGUCUCUUACCAUUUGAUGAAUAACAAGGACCCCGAAUACAAAAACGGGAGGCUCGUUGUAUCUUCGACGAGCUUAUCUCAUGGACUAAGAAUUUUCCAAGAGAGCAACCUUGGGAAAGAUACGGUGGAAACAGAUGAGUCAAAGGUUACUAAAUACAACGAAUACGAAAAGCGGAUCAGAGAAUCGGUUAUACCUGCCAGUGAAACAGGAGUGACAUUUGACGACAUUGGAGCACUAGCUGAUAUCAAAGAGUCAAUUCAGGAGCUUGUCAUGCUUCCACUUCAACGGCCUGACCUCUUCAAUGGUGGCCUUUUGAAACCAUGCAGGGGAGUUCUACUGUUUGGACCACCUGGAACCGGGAAAACUAUGCUUGCCAAGGCCAUAGCCAACGAAGCUGGUGCUAGCUUCAUGAACAUCUCGAUGUCCUUCAUCACAUCGAAAUGGUAUGGAGAGGCAGAGAAAAGCAUUCGGGCAUUGUUCAGUCUGGCUGCAAAAAUUGCACCAGCCAUCAUUUUCGUGGACGAGGUGGACAGCAUGUUAGGGACACGCGAACGAUCAAAUGAAAAUGAGGUCUCAAGGAGGAUAAAGAAUGAAUUCAUGACGCAUUGGGAUGGACUCUUGUCCAAGUCCAAUGAAAGGAUUCUUGUGCUUGCUGCGACGAACAGACCGUUUGACCUUGAUGAAGCGAUCAUCAGGCGGUUCGAGCACAGAAUCAUGGUUGGCCUGCCAACUCGUGAGAGUAGAGAGCUUAUUUUGAAGAAGCUGUUGUCUAAAGAAAAGGUUGAAAACAUUGACUUCAAGGAACUUGCGAAAAUGACUGAAGGAUACAGUGGCAGUGAUCUAAAGAAUCUUUGCGUGACGGCUGCUUAUGGUCCUCUCAGAGAGCUACUUCGGAAAGAAAAAGAAAGGAAGAAAGAUAAGAAGGAAAAAGAAGUAAAAGUGGAGGAUGAGCAAGCUGAGAACCUGAAAAAUGAAGAAAGCGGGAAAGAAAAACCGGAAAGCAGUAAAGGCAAGAAAGACGAAUCAGAGAAAGGUAUCAAGGGCGAAACUGAAGAGACUGAUGAAACCACUGCCAUCAGGCCGUUAAACAUGGAGGACUUGAGGCAGGCAAAGGAUCAAGUCGCCGCAAGCUUUGCUAGUGGAGGUGUCGUCAUGAAUGAUAUCAAGGAGUGGAAUGAGCUCUAUGGCAAAGGCGGGUCGAGGAAGAAGCAACAACCGACAUACUUCCUGUAGUAAAUGAUUCAGAAUUGUAUAUAGAUGUAUCCUCGGUUGGGUUGCAUUUGACCCCUUGUGCCUGCGCAUGGUGAUGAUACAGAGGAAUGUUCGCAAUACAUAUUUAGGUCGACCUGUGGAUCCAACAGAGGCUGGCUAUUCAAUGAGUAGUCACUAUAUGUUAGUUGUAUGCUAGUUUGGAGUUUUAACUGUUAAUGGAACAGCAUUGAACGUUGGCAUCAAGGGUAUCCUUUAUUUCACCAGGAACUAAAUAGAAAUUUGUCCUGGGCUUAAA
Messenger RNA from Phragmites australis (common reed), 2829 nucleotides. Its product is annotated as peroxisomal ATPase PEX6-like. Gene Ontology annotation, cellular component: mitochondrial outer membrane. Gene Ontology annotation, molecular function: ATP binding; ATP hydrolysis activity. The record is from RefSeq and is a predicted model, not a curated record. The transcript has 15 exons. Bases 144 to 2555 code for a protein of 803 amino acids. Lineage: Eukaryota; Viridiplantae; Streptophyta; Magnoliopsida; Poales; Poaceae.